UAACGUUACGUUACAAGAUGAACCGCGACGGAAUAAAGCACUUCAAAGUCAAAGGUGGCGUCUCCAAACCUUCACCCGUGGUCGGGGCCUUUUUCGGCUGUUGCACCUCCGGACGAGGUGACUGGGGCUCCCCAUGUCCUCGACAGACGAGCCGGGCGCACAGUCGGACGACCACUCGGUCCUCCCCAGGAUGGACUCCUCCGGCUCGGAGGACAACCAGUUUUCACCCGGAGCCCGAAUUCACUCCAAGUCGUCCGGUUACGACGUGCUAUCUGUCCUGGGUCGCGGAGCCUACGGUAACGUGGUUAAAUGUCGGAAGACCACCGACAACAAGACAGUGGCGGUCAAGACCAUCAAAAACCACGGAACAUCAGCCAAACGGGCUAUAUAUGAGAUUCUUGCCCUGUUAAAAAUCAAAAAGAUGGACGCUGACAAAUGCCACCUGGUGCAAUGGUACAGCAUCUUCAGCAUCUCCGGACAUGUUUGCAUUGAGUUUGAGCUGCUGGACAAAAAUCUGUAUGACUUUGUAAAAGAGCGAAAUUUCCGGCCUCUCCAGCUGAAGGAGAUCAGGCCCAUUGUCCAUCAGCUGGCGGACAUGCUGGACUACUUGAAGGUCUCACAAAUUAUACACGCAGACCUCAAGAUGGAGAACGUGAUGCUGGUCAACCAGUUGCAGCAGCCCUACAAGAUCAAAGUGAUCGACUUCGGUUUGGCCGCUCAGGUGUCCACUGCCAAACAUGGCUCGCUUAUUCAGACACUUCCCUAUCGGUCUCCAGAAGUCCUGUUGGGUGCACCAUUCACUGAAGCCAUAGACAUUUGGUCUGUGGGUUGCAUUGCUGCUUUUUUAUACACAGGGGCUCUGCUGUACCCUGGAAAAAGUGAAUACGACAUGGUCAGGUACAUUGUGGAAACUCAAGGCCAACCUCCAGAUAAUGUACUCGAAGCUGGACUGCAGACCAGCUGCUUCUUCCAGAUGGAGCACAACUUCAGCUGGAAGCUUAAGACACCAGAACAGUAUCAGAAAGAGACCACCUCAGUGUCCAAAGAGACGAGACGCUUUAAAUUCCGGUCUCUUGAUCGCCUUCUUCAUUUCCAGCCGGGGAUCUUGAACACAAGGCACAUUGUCAACAAAGCUGCCAAGACGGCCGAUGUGCAGAAGUUCGUGGAGCUACUGAAAGGGAUGUUGGAACUUGAUGCCACCCAGCGGUUAACACCUCGUCAGGUGCUGGAGCACGAUUUCAGCAGCAUGAGCCAUCUGGAGCCGCUUCAUGACACCAGCUCUCAUGUGCAGUCGUGCUUUCACAUCAUGUCCGUGUGCUCCAACAAGGAACAGUCUCUACAGUCUCUUGGCGGGACUGGAUUCGACCCAUCCGAACUAAACGAGAUGCACGAUGACGAGCCGUGCUGCGGCAGCCCUGCGUCGCCUGAAGUGUACGAAAUCAUGGCCCACGACGAGCGGUCGGACCCAAGCUGACACAGGGAUACACAAGAGGUGGUCGCUUGAUGAGAAGGGACGUGUUUUCGCUUCAUCCCUCUACACGAGUUAAAAUUACAAACUCACCCAGGGAUAGUGGUGGGGCCUUUGUAACCUGUACAAUGUAAUUAACAGGUAACACUCAAAUCAAAAGGUGAAGUCUCACGCUCUACCGAGCUAGCCAGGCAUCAUAGCUUUGCUCAUAGCAAAUUGACAAAAAAAAAAAGAGCUGGAUGUUCCGUACGUACCAAACAAUGUUCUGUCUGAACAAUGGCUGCGUAAUAUUGGAAAAUUCACAUUGCAAUAUGUAUUGCAAUUUGAAAAAAAAUAUAGGAUAACAUACCCGUGACAUGAAAUGUAUAGGAUACCAUACCUGUGAUGUGAAACUCAGCACACAUUUCUUUAACAGUCUAGUUUUUUGGACAGUUAUAAUAGCUUCAAUAUAGAGAAAAAAAUAUAUGUUCAAUCACUAGAACGCAUAAAAGUCUGUCAAAUUACCAUAUUUUCACAUUGUCACAAUUGUAUAGGUGUUAAAAUUUUAAUAGAUGAGACAUCACAUAAAACAAGGCACCUUACAAUGUGGUGCACCUUAUGUGCAUGCUGAGUUCUAACAUUGCAAAUCUUGUUCUGUGACUACGCUUAAACACACUGGUCGCAUGGAUGUCAGCAAGUGUUUUAGUGAAUUUGAAAGAUAUCAUAUGAUGGUAUUCAUGAGGGAAUUUCACAUCUGUAAGCAGAAGAGUCUUACAUUGGCCCACACACUGCCUGUGGAGGCAUGUCAUGGCUGACGAUGUACACACUGUACACAUCGAAACAAAAAUUUAACCAUAACUAGCAAAUAAUAAAACAAAUUAAAAAGUGACUCAUGAAAUAGUGGACUUGAAAUGCUAUUUACAUGCUCCCAGCAUGCUUUGCGGCACUAUGGAAGACCAUCGGGCCACAGAGCAUGCUGGGAUUAUGUAAUUAGCUUUUAACGUGCAUGUUUUUGUGCCAAGUAUUUCAUGAAUCUUUUUGUUGUAUUAUUUGCUAAUUAUGCCAUUCUGUUUGUGUCUGUAUUCUGUCUGUGGUGUGAUCAUUAUAGUUGUGAUGUGACACUGGGUAUGUAGAUCAUCCAGUCCUGUAAUCCAUCAAAAAUAAUCCGCAGAUUUUUCCCAAACCAUUUUCAAAAAGUUUUAAUAAAGUGCAUUAUAUUUAGGUGUGGAUGAAAAAUAAAAAAAUAAUAAUAAUAACAAUACAAUCACAUCUAAUAGUCUUAUGUAGGUCAAUUGAGUGGUAAAAAAGGUUACAUUUGAAAAAUGUACAGGUGUGGUCAAUCAUGCUCUCAUAUAAAUUUGCGGGUGUGAUUAGGAAUAGAAUCUCAAGACCAUAAAAUAAUUUACUGGAUUAAUACAACUGAAUUAAAAAUAAAAAACAAAUACAUAACUAUAUAAAAAUUUGAAACUCAGAAAUGAAGUUACAAUUUCCACUGAUAUUAGUAGAACAUGAUAUAAAACAUUUUUAAAAUUUUUCAUCAUGCACUGGCCUGUUAACGCAAACGGUCUACACCCGCAAUGUUUUGAAAAUACUGAAAGUUUAGUACAACAUAAUUGGCAUCAGUGGCAACAAGCUAGCGAUACAUUACAACAAACAUUCCUGUCGGCAAACGUGAUGUAUUGUUAUAAUUAGCGUACUUUACGGCACUAUCUAUUGUCAAUCCAUUAGAGGCCCCGUAGCUCAGUGGUCAGAGCACUAGUUUGGUAAACCAGGGGUUGUGGGUUCGUGUCCCACUGGGUCCUCCACUCCCGAGAAGGGUUGUGUCAGGAAGGGCAUCCGGCGUAAAAAAAUUCUGCCAAACAUAUAUGUGCGUUCAUCUGAGAUGACACGCUGUGGUGACCCCAAAAGGGACAAGCUGAAAGAAAUGUUCAUCUAUUGUCAAUCCAUUAAUGAAAUCUACAUCUUCCUAAAGCACGUAGAGGGGAAAAGUUUUCAACUACGAGACAACAGUACCACAGGGGAAAAUUACCGCAUUUAGAUAGGGAAAGACUAGUCGAACGUUAGUUAGUGGUGCACACUCAUCAGCACGACUGCCGUAAAGAGGAGGCCGGCUUGCUAGAAUGCACCUUUAUGUGCGUCUGCUUGAUGUUUUGGCCACACUUGAAUCAAACAACAAUGGAUGAUGGUCGAACGUUUUGGGGUUUUUUUGGCACACCAUCAAAUGAGCAACCAAAACUGCCUUGCGAUCCACGCAUUGAGCACCCCUGGUGUAACUGAAUUUCCUUUGACAUGGCUCAUUAUGUCGACUUUCGACAUAGAUGCGCUGUACGUGAAGCGGCUCAGAACAUGUGCUUUUGUCAUCACUUCCGUACAUGCUCAGUGUAGUUAACUUUCAUUUCCUGUUUCUGGGUGAAUGUACUGAUUGUUUAAGAGCAGGCUUGUUUUGUUAACAACAUUUAUGAAAUAAACACGUAAAUUAAUGUCAAGACUACACAAAAUAGGCGACAUCUUUCGAUAUCUAUUUUUUCUACUCGUGACAUUUUACGCAAGUGAUUUUUUGUGCUCGACUGCAGAUUUGAGAGUGCUAACAAAUAUGAGUAACUGCAUAUAUAUAUAUAUCGAUAUGAUAUUUGAUGUCUUAUGUUACACAUUUAUACAUAUAAUAUGGUAAUAUACGCCCUCAACCUGAGCUCUCUGAGCUCCUCAGGGAGGUUGCGUUUUACUAUCGUUAGAGGAGCAUGCUUGUUGCUACUGAGCUAAAGAUCAGAAAUGACUUCCCGUGAGUUUGUUUUAACUUAAACCAAGACAAAAAACGUCGACUUCAACGACUAGUUGUGCAGCUGCUUUUAAAAGAAAUGUGUCAUCUUGUGCCGAUGACGCCGCUAACCCGGAAGUAGCGCGACAGUCCAGAACAACGAUAGCUUGCUUCAAUGGCUUCAGGUUGGUAUCAAAACAACGUGAGCUCAAACUACGCAAUACGAGCGUCAUGGGCACAUUAAAAAAAAACAACAACAAAAAAAACAAGACAGUGCACACAAUUGAAAUGGUUGCUUUUUUGUAUUUAUUUUAUUUGCUUGAGGGAUUCUGUUCUGACAAUUACAGGGACCAGGACAAGUGUGUCCUGUCCCGAGAUUAUAUUACCGCUACAUCAGAACAUGCACAAUGAUUAUUAUUGAUUGUUGUAAGGACAAUUUUUUGAAAAACAAUACAAGUACAAACCUAACAAAAUAUAAAUAGAGAUAAUUUCUAAUAUUUUGAGCAUAUGGGUAGCAGCAAAUAGGUGGUGUACAUUGUACAUUAGGAGAAGGGUUUUCCUGAUUUAGGUCAAUUUUGGGGGUACGCAUUAUCCUCGAGAAGUUACGUUAAAUAACCUGCCUAUGCAGACGGUGCGUGGGGCAAUGUAAACUGCUCUUGUUUAUAGAUGUGAAGUGUAAUUGUUCCUCACUGCCUUGUGAGUGUCAUCAGAUGGUAGGUUACUAACACUAAAUCACGUUCUGGCAUGCAUGCUAACAGUGUAGCCAGUGUGUUCAAGUAAUACAACAAUUGUGCACAUAAGGUAGGCUGUCCAUUUUUGAGGAAACGUAAGACUUAAGUGCAUAUUAUUGUUGCAAAUAUGUAUAUAUAUAUAUGCAUAUUAAUACUCCAUCCAUUAUUCCUGGAUUUUAUAUAAAAUCCAUAAAUAACUGGAGGUCAUUACAUUUACAAAAAAAAAAAAAAAAAAGAGACAUCAGCCUGAUGUCUUUAUUUUUUGGGGGAACAUUUCAGAGAACACAUAACUUUCUCCAACAUUGACAUGCUGCUCGGGCACACAUUUUCCUGCCUACUUUACACCACCCCCCUCUGCUCUUAAAGGGUACACUCAUAAUUACAAAUGUUACAGUACUUCCGCACCCCAUCAAUGUGGUUUAUAAUGACAGCGGCCACCACCGCUGCUUUAGUUAUCAAGACAGUCUGGGCAACGUAGAACAAAGACGAGGUAGACAUGCUGGUUAUGUUUAUGUCUCGAUAAUAAUGGCAUAAGUAAAAAAAGAAAUGCUGUUGCUUUAAGAUGCCAUGAAUGUCAGCGUAUUUGAAGAAGAAAAAGUGAUGAAACUGGAUGAGAUUUUCUCUUUAAGAGUGAGAAAUGUCUGGUCAGAAGCCAAAGUAGAAAGUGCAGGAUGAGAUGGUGUGUAAUGUUAAAAUUCCAUUAUGGAACAGCCUGAUCAAGGAUUAAAGAACAUAACCUGUUUGGGAGCAUCGUUCAGCUUUCAAUAUGCUAAAAAUAUUUUGCAAGCAAUAAUUCAGUUUUACAUUAAUUGGACACUCUAAAUUGCCCCGAGGCGUGAUUGUGAGUGCGGCUGUUUGUCUCCAUGUGCCCUGCAAUUGGCUGGCAACCAGUUCAGGGUGUACCCCGCCUCCUGACCGUUGACAGCUGAUGUAGGCUCCAGCAUUCCACGUGACCCUUGUGAAGAUAAGUAGCAAAGAAAAUGGAUGGAUAAUUCCGUUUUACACCAAGAAAAAAAGACGAGCAUAUCAUUGUGGAUUAAAAAAAAAAAUGUUGGAGGCGACAAAUUUAUAGUUCAUAGUUGGCUUGGUUUGGUUAAUUUUUUUGACAUUUUCAAUGUAUGCUUGCAUAAACACAAAAUUAUCCUAAAAAAUGUUUUGAUGGGAAUAUAAAUGCUGUAAUCUGAGUCUUUUAAUAAGACAUGUAACUUCAAUGCAUCACAAUGAUCUGACCACAGUGCAGAAAAGUCUGGCCACCACUGACUUAUACCCCUUCACAGCCAUUUUUGUUAUUUUACACAUUUUAGCAUACAAUGUGUAUCACUAUUUCUACAUUUGAGUGCAUUAGUGUAUGCAAGUUUUGUGUACUGUCCCCAGUGUAGCCCUAGCCCCCUCCCCUGAUGUUAAAUCUGUUUUGACGCGCUUUUGUUGUAUUCGGAAGAGCGAUAUGUAAAAUGCACGAAUGCAAUUGUUAUCCCUUGCCCUCAUUGUUGGUUAUCGUAUUAUGUAACUUGUACAGUAUGCAGUAUAGCAAUGAUGUUUGGAGGUUUAUAAUUAAUUCCUGUAACAUUGGUGCUAAG
This is a messenger RNA of Syngnathoides biaculeatus (alligator pipefish), 6510 nucleotides long. RefSeq names its product homeodomain-interacting protein kinase 1-like. The record is from RefSeq and is a predicted model, not a curated record. Gene Ontology annotation, biological process: peptidyl-threonine phosphorylation; peptidyl-serine phosphorylation. The coding region runs from base 134 to 1474 and encodes 446 amino acids. Gene Ontology annotation, cellular component: nucleus; cytoplasm. Gene Ontology annotation, molecular function: ATP binding; protein tyrosine kinase activity; protein serine/threonine kinase activity. NCBI's taxonomy places the organism in Eukaryota, Metazoa, Chordata, Actinopteri, Syngnathiformes, Syngnathidae. The transcript is spliced from 8 exons.